UUAGGUUGUGAGGCUCCGGCUGGAGGCGGGGAGGAGCCCAGAGGUUCCGAGCUAGCUCGGCCGCUGGGUGGGUCGGGGCGUUCGGCGCGCCCUCCAGUGAAGAAGCGGUGGCCGGGCUGGGCACCGGGAGUGGGAAGCGACGGCGCGGCUGGAAAAUGCCGGUCCACUCCCGCGGGGAUAAGAAGGAGACCAACCAUCAUGAUGAGAUGGAGGUGGACUACGCCGAAAACGAGGGGAGCAGCUCCGAGGACGAGGACACGGAGAGCUCGUCGGUCUCCGAGGAUGGGGAUAGCUCAGAAAUGGAUGAUGAAGAUUGUGAAAGAAGAAGAAUGGAAUGUUUAGAUGAAAUGUCCAAUCUUGAAAAACAGUUUACAGAUCUCAAGGAUCAACUUUAUAAAGAACGAUUAAGUCAGGUGGAUGCAAAACUACAAGAAGUCAUAGCUGGAAAAGCACCAGAAUAUUUGGAACCACUGGCAACUUUACAAGAAAAUAUGCAAAUUCGUACAAAGGUAGCAGGAAUCUAUAGAGAGCUCUGCUUAGAAUCUGUAAAGAACAAAUAUGAAUGUGAAAUUCAAGCUUCUCGCCAGCAUUGUGAGAUAACCCACGAGUGCCGUUUCCUUCUGGUGUCCUCCCUCCAGGGAGCAGUCCUUUCAGCCUUCCGUCCCCUGUGCUCCCACUCCAUCCUGCUCCAUCCUUCAGAGUUUGCCAGCUGCUGGAAGUAUUUGCUCCUUUUCAGAAUGUAUUCAACUUUCAUUUAUGAGCAUAAUGUGAUAAGGAGGGCCUUCUCCUUUCCAGGCUUGAAGAGUGAAAAGCUUUUGUUAUAUGAUACAGUCCAGAGUGAGCUAGAGGAGAAGAUAAGAAGGCUUGAAGAAGACAGGCAUAGCAUUGAUAUUACCUCAGAGCUGUGGAAUGAUGAGCUUCAGUCAAGAAAAAAGAGGAAGGAUCCUUUCAGUCCUGACAAAAAGAAGCCUGUUGUUGUUUCAGGUCCAUAUAUAGUUUAUAUGCUACAAGACCUUGAUAUUCUUGAAGACUGGACAACAAUUCGGAAGGCGAUGGCUACACUGGGUCCACACAGAGUGAAAACAGAACCACCUGUGAAACUGGAAAAACAUCUGCACAGUGCUAGAUCUGAGGAGGGAAGAUUAUAUUACGAUGGUGAAUGGUAUAUACGUGGACAGACAAUAUGUAUUGACAAAAAAGAUGAAUGUCCUACAAGUGCCGUAAUUACAACAAUUAACCAUGAUGAAGUUUGGUUUAAGAGGCCUGAUGGAAGCAAAUCUAAGCUUUACAUUUCACAGCUACAGAAAGGAAAAUAUUCAAUUAAACAUUCAUAAUCAUGAUUUAAGUGUUAUCUAAAUCUACCUUAUUAGUGUUACCAAAUGUGAUGUGCCAUGGGAGUAAAAAUGUAUUCAAUGACUUCAAUAUUCUCGCUGAAUCAUGAGAGACUGUGUAUUUGUAGGUAGUAUUCUAAGUAGACCUCAUAUUGAUAUGUUAUUAAAAGAGACAGAAAAAAUGUUUAAUUGUGAUCAUUACGUUUAUUUACCUUUUCGGUCCAAUGACCAAUAGGUGUAUAUGGUAGGGGUUUCUUAUUAAACGUUUUUAUGCAGAUCUGUGUUUAGUGAACUGUGUUGCUAAAUGGCUAAUUUUAUCUGCAUUUUAAAAAUUUUCCAUAUCUUUGUCACUCAUUAUGUGUUUGUAAAUAAGCAUCAUAAAACGUUUCCUAUAAAUGGUUUGUACUAGUAUAUUAGCGUUUAAUCAGGAUUGAAAUUAAUCAUAUUUAUGUAUGUAUAUAUGGCAUUAUCAGCUUGUUUAGAACUGAUGGCCUUACUUUACAAUCUUUUUUACCCAAAAUUAAGCUAUUGGGUUUGACAGCUAAAAGGAGCACUUUUGUAGACUAGUAGCUUUCUUUCUCGUCUUCUUUGAUUGUAUGGUGGUGACCUAUUUUUACAAAUGAUACUUAAUGUUAAUUAGUAAAAUUAGUGUCAAGUAAUAACAUGCUUCUAUGUGUAUUUCUCGUGAGCCUUUAGAGAGCAGGUGUUUAUGCUGCAGCAUAAGUGGUGGACAGUAACUGACAGUAUUGUGGUGCUUGCUGUGCAUUCUGAUCUUCAAAACAGAUUUUUAGUAAGCAUUUUCCAGAGGUAAAAGUAGUUCCUUUUACUAAUUUUAUUCCUAGGGCAAAAUAGACAGGGAUAAUUGCCCUGAAUUCUCAAAUUAGAAAUUUUAUCUACACUUCUACUAAAUUCUAUACUUUAAGGGCACUGGGUGCAAUUUAGAAAGUAUUGGCCUCUCUUCUCUUAGCCACAUUCAAAAUUAAUUUCUAAGCCUCAGGAACAGUACAAAUAAUCGAAACCCUCAAUAUGGCAGCACAGUUGGCUGUAGUGUAUUUUAGGGUACAACCAAAUCAAGUAUUCCUGGUGGUCUUGUGCACUUUAAUGUCUGUUAUAGUGAGACUUAAGAGGAUGAGGAAGAGAUCUACUUAUUAACACUUAGGGCAGGAAUAUCUGCAUUAUUCCGUUUGUUUUCUUACUAUUUUACCUCUGCAAACAGCUUCCUGUGUGGAUCACUACUUCACAGUUGCCAAAUGUUAAAAUAUUUGACAUCUGAAAUUCAUUAUCAGUAAAGUUAUGUACUUUGUUCUGUUUCUAAUUAACUGUGGCAAAUGUACAUAAUGUCGUAAUCUGAUAGUAUUUGACAGUACUUAUGUAUACAAUAUUUCAUAAGCAUUUUUAAUAAGAUUUGUAUUUUUAAAUUUAGUAUAUAAUAAAAAGAUGUGUUUGAGUGUCA
Eptesicus fuscus (big brown bat) is the source of this 2784-nucleotide messenger RNA. RefSeq names its product BRMS1 like transcriptional repressor (gene BRMS1L). Bases 156 to 1334 code for a protein of 392 amino acids. Gene Ontology annotation, biological process: negative regulation of transcription by RNA polymerase II. Gene Ontology annotation, molecular function: histone deacetylase binding. Gene Ontology annotation, cellular component: Sin3-type complex. NCBI's taxonomy places the organism in Eukaryota, Metazoa, Chordata, Mammalia, Chiroptera, Vespertilionidae. The record is from RefSeq and is a predicted model, not a curated record. The transcript has 11 exons.